Penicillium chermesinum is the source of this 1542-nucleotide messenger RNA. RefSeq names its product homoserine O-acetyltransferase family protein. The record is from RefSeq and is a predicted model, not a curated record. The transcript has a single exon. NCBI's taxonomy places the organism in Eukaryota, Fungi, Ascomycota, Eurotiomycetes, Eurotiales, Aspergillaceae. Gene Ontology annotation, biological process: L-homoserine metabolic process. Bases 1 to 1542 code for a protein of 513 amino acids. Gene Ontology annotation, molecular function: L-serine O-acetyltransferase activity; homoserine O-acetyltransferase activity.
AUGCGGUCGUUCCAGAGCGCAGGCCGUGUGGCUUCUCGCUCAACCCAUGCGCUCCAAUGGCGCCCGGCUACACACGGAGCACCUGUCCACCGAUGUCUGCUGCAAUCCCGGCGAUUAAACAGCAUGCCAGGUCGAAAGCCAGCGAAGGACUCGAGUAAUCCACCAAUGUCGUUCCCGUGCCUUGAUGCUCAGGAGGCAAAGACCGCCAUGCUCAACUCUAGAUCGCUUGAAUCCGGCCCCGAGCCCUCAUACACCUCCGGCCAAACCGAGCGCUUCCACUGCGAUACUCCUCUUCUUCUGGAUUGGGGUGGUGUGCUUCCCGAGUUCGAUAUCGCAUACGAAUCCUGGGGCGAGUUGAACAGCGACAAGAGCAACGCCAUCCUCUUGCAUACCGGCUUGUCCGCAUCAAGCCACGCCCAUAGUACUGCCGCAAACCCCAAGCCGGGAUGGUGGGAGAAGUUCAUUGGUCCUGGUCUCCCGCUGGACACCGACAAAUACCAUAUUAUCUGCACCAACGUCCUCGGUGGCUGCUACGGUAGUACAGGACCCUCUUCAAAGGACCCAUCUGAUGGCGAAUGGUAUGCCACUCGCUUCCCUAUUCUUACGUUGGAUGACAUGGUCCGCGCCCAAUUCCGUCUGCUGGACAGCCUAGGCAUCCAGAAGCUAGCUGCAUCAGUCGGCUCCAGCAUGGGAGGCAUGCAGAGUCUUGCUGCAGGCACCCUUUUUCCAGAGCGCGUUGGCAAGAUCGUCAGCAUCAGCGGCUGCGCCCGCAGUCACCCCUACAGCAUCGCGAUGCGGCACACUCAGCGCCAAGUACUAAUGAUGGACCCUAACUGGAUGCGGGGCUUCUAUUACAACUCGAUUCCCCCGCACUCUGGAAUGAAGCUUGCCCGAGAGAUUGCCACCGUGACAUACCGCAGCGGACCCGAGUGGGAGAUGCGGUUUGGUCGUCGCCGCGCUGAUCCCAGCAAACCGCCUGCGCUGUGUCCCGAUUUCCUCAUCGAGACCUAUCUCGACCAUGCGGGCGAGAAGUUCUGUCUCGAAUACGAUCCUAACAGUCUACUUUAUGUCUCCAAGGCCAUGGACCUCUUCGACCUCGGCUACGAGCAUCAGUCUGCGGCUCGCGAACGCCGUGCAGGGUUCGAGCUUCGUAUUGCCCACGGCGAGGCCUCUUCCACUGUGACUGACCCAGCUUGCAGCUUAACCUUGCCGGAAAAGCCAUACGAGGAACAGCCUGAGGCCACUGCCUCGGUGACGCCGCUGAAUGAGACUGUGCCUUCUGGUGGCUCAGAAGGACCUCCUCUGGAUCUUAUCAAGGGCCUUGCACCCCUGAAGAACCACUCUGUCCUCGUCAUGGGGGUGGCCAGCGACAUCCUCUUCCCGGCGUGGCAGCAGCGUGAAAUUGCGGAAACUUUGCGUGCGGCUGGCAACAAGAAUGUGGAGCACCAUGAGCUCGGCGAAGAUGUCUCGAUGUUUGGGCAUGAUACUUUCCUCUUGGAUGUAAAAAAUGUCGGCGGUGCAUUGGGCAAGUUCCUGGCGUAG